Molecule: messenger RNA, 2774 nt
Organism: Calidris pugnax (ruff)
Lineage: Eukaryota; Metazoa; Chordata; Aves; Charadriiformes; Scolopacidae
Product: proton-coupled amino acid transporter 1-like
Exons: 10
Coding region: 24-1451 (475 amino acids)
Biological process (GO): glycine transport; L-alanine transport; proton transmembrane transport
Cellular component (GO): vacuolar membrane
Molecular function (GO): glycine transmembrane transporter activity; L-alanine transmembrane transporter activity; amino acid:proton symporter activity
Source: RefSeq, a predicted model, not a curated record
AUGCAGCUCCUUCCACAGGGACCAUGUCCACCCGGCGCCUCCGCAGCGAGGACUACAAUGACUACAGCUCCACGGAUGUCACACCAGAAGGGAGCCCGCCCGAUGGCAUGAACGGCUUCGGCCACCCCGAGUCCUACCAGCGCUUUGGGGAGAGCAAUGGGACGACGUGGUACCAGACCCUGAUCCACCUCCUGAAAGGGAACAUUGGCACGGGGCUGCUGGGGCUGCCUCUGGCUAUAAAGAACGCUGGCAUCCUGCUGGGUCCUGUGAGCCUGGUGGUGAUGGGGAUCGUGGCCGUGCACUGCAUGGGCAUCCUGGUGAAAUGCGCCCAUCACUUCUGCCGCAGGUUCCAGAAGCAGUUUCUGGACUAUGGGGGUACUGUGGUGUACGGGCUGGAGUCGACGCCCAGCGCGUGGCUGCGGACACACGCCGUCUGGGGAAGGCGUGUGGUGGGACUCUUCCUGAUCAUCACUCAGCUGGGUUUCUGCUGCGUGUACUUUGUCUUUCUGGCUGACAAUCUGAGACAGGUCAUAUCUGCAGCAAAUGGGACCACCAAUGACUGCGCCUCCAACAGGACGGUGGUGAUGACCCCCACCAUGGACUCCCGGCUAUACAUGCUUUCCCUGCUGCCUUUCGUGGUUCUGCUCACCUUUAUCCAGAACCUCAAGGUCCUGUCCAUCUUCUCCAUGCUGGCCAACGUGGCCAUGUUCAUCAGCCUCAUCAUGAUCUACCAGUACAUCGUUAGGGACAUUCCUGAUCCCAGCAGGCUGCCUCUAGCAGCAGCCUGGAAGACCUACCCUCUGUUUUUUGGCACGGCGAUCUUUGCUUUCGAAGGCAUCGGGGUGGUGCUGCCUCUGGAAAACAAGAUGAAGAAGCCCCAGCAGUUCCCAGUCAUCCUCUACGUGGGGAUGAUCAUUGUCACCCUCUUGUACAUCAGCCUGAGUGUCCUGGGGUACCUGCGCUUUGGAGACAACAUUCAAGCCAGCAUAACACUCAACCUGCCCAACUGCUGGCUCUACCAAGCUGUCAAGCUGCUCUUCUCCUUUGGGAUUUUCUUCACGUACGCCGUGCAGUUCUACGUGCCCGCCGAGAUCAUCAUCCCUCCCCUCGUCGCCCGGGUGUCAGAGCGCUGGGGCUGGGUGGUCAACCUGCUCCUCAGGGUGGCCCUGGUCAGCGUGACCUGUGUCCUGGCCAUCCUCAUCCCGCGCCUGGACCUCGUCAUCUCCCUGGUGGGCUCUAUCAGCAGCAGCGCCCUGGCUCUCAUCUUCCCCCCGCUGCUGGAGAUCGCCACCUACUACGCCGAAGGCAUGCACCCCCUCGUCAUCGCCAAGGACAUCAUCAUCAGCCUCUUCGGCUUUGUGGGUUUCGUGGUGGGGACGUACGAGGCGCUGCUGGAGCUGAUAGCCCCCGCCACCACCGUUGUCAACGGCACCAGUGUCAUGGUGCAGUGACGGUCCCCCCUGCCCCACCGGCUUCCCCCCCACCCCCCUGGGAUGCCGUGCUGGGGGGCACACGGGCACCGGGCACUGCUGGUCCCCUGGGGAUGGUCUCUCCUCUCCUCUCCUCCUGGAGAAACGUGGUGGGUUUGGUCUGCGAGAGGACAGGGCUGCCCCCAGUUUGUGGCCACCCAUCUCCGGCUGCAGCAGGGCCCGGCUGGGGAGGUGGGAUCCGGCCUGGGGCUGGGGCAGUGCCUUCCCUGGGGGGCUUUUUUUGGGCAGGUGAUACAGCAAAACAAGCCCCCUCAGCGCCUGUGUAAAUAGUUGCUUUGAGAGGUGAGGAAUCUGGGCGAUGCAGAUUUUGGUUUUAUUUUUUUAAAUCCCAACCUUUCCGUAUUUCCCCCGUCCCUUCAGGCAGGGCGGGGAACAGGGACUGCUCUUUUUUUGUGCCAGUUGUUGGUUUUUUUUGUUUGGUUUUUUUUGGUUUUUUUUUUGUUUUUUUUCUGCCUCAGCACUUUAUUUUUACAGCAACAGAGAAACCUCAGCUCAGGUUGGAGAGCGUGGAGCUGCCUCCUCACCCCAAGCCCUGGGGCGAGGGAGGACGGAGCUCGAGGUGCGGUGCAUCCCGGGGACCCCUGGCUCUCUUGUGGUGGGGUCCCUGGACGUGGGCAUUGGCUCCUGCUGUGUUCCCACUUGGUUUCCAGCCACCCUGGGGGCUGAGCAGGGCCUGGAGCAGGAACCAAGCACCUCCCUGCUCUGGAAGGGUGUGCUGAACCCUGGCCCACGCUUUCAGUAGUGACACUCUUAUUUUUUUCCCUCCAUUUUAGCGCACAAAUGUAAUUUUUGGAACACUUUCAGAAGCGUUAGGAACCAAGGCGUGUGGAAGGCAAAGGGGCUCUGCCAUCACAAAGGGUCCAAGCCAGUCACCUUUGGCUGGGAGCCUCUCCCUGCGUGGGAUGGGGUGUCCCUGGGGGUCACCACAUGCUGCCCACAUGUCACAAAAAUAAAUCACCUUGUUUACAGUGCCCGAGCUGGCCCUGGCACGCUCCAGCUGCCUCUGCGGGCCGUUACUGAAUGUCAAAUCACUCACAAAAACCCUCAUAAUAAUCUUUCUUUUUACCCUUUCUUUCCUGUUCCCACUCCCUCCCCUCCUGGUGGCAUCCUCCACCCCAGCUCUGGUAAGAGGCAGCUCUCUCUGGUGCUUCUCCCCGUGCUCCUCUUGCUUCUUGCGUUGUGGCUGGUGCAUGCCUGGGGUGGACGGUCCCCACCGCGCUGCUGCUUUCCUUCGGUGAGCCCAGCUGUCUCCCUGGAGAGUUCCCUUGCCUUUCUGCUGGAUUA